This is a messenger RNA of Leptomonas pyrrhocoris, 2516 nucleotides long. RefSeq lists its product as hypothetical. NCBI's taxonomy places the organism in Eukaryota, Euglenozoa, Kinetoplastea, Trypanosomatida, Trypanosomatidae. The record is from RefSeq and is a predicted model, not a curated record. Bases 951 to 2516 code for a protein of 521 amino acids. Gene Ontology annotation, biological process: methylation. Gene Ontology annotation, molecular function: protein-lysine N-methyltransferase activity; nucleic acid binding. The transcript has a single exon.
GGCGCUCCGCGACCAUCUUCGUUUUGCUCGUCAUUUCCGCUUACGUUUUCUCUUUGCGUGACCGCGGAGGAAAACCCGGAAAAGAGGAAUCAUAAAACGAGCUACCGGAGACCGUACGGCGGCAGUUUGCCAGACGAUCGUUUGGUGAUAGAGACUGCGGUUGUGCCCUAUACGUUUGGUGCUUCUAGAUACGCGAAGCUGCUGAAUUGGGUUGUCCGCGUGCGGAGCCGAUGCUAACAACAACGAAACCAACAAAAGUGGCAAGAGAAGAAAGAAGGGAAGAAGGAACGGAGGCGGACUCAUGUGUAUGCUAACGCACUAGUGCUGCGUGAGCCGUCGUCUCCUUUUACUGUGCCAGACAGCGGCAACAGCGUCCCUGGCCGGCGAUCAUCGGAUGCGAGGGCCUUCUCCUCUGUGGAUGCGUCAAGUGUGGCGAGCUUCUUUGCCGCCUCUUCUCAACUAGCGGUCCCUUGUCGCGCCAUCACGGCUUUUAUUAUCGAUAUGAACAUCACGACGUGUUUUUUUUGUUUGUGGUGGUAGUGUUUUCUCGUUGAGAGGCAGAGGAAGACGGAGGAGGAGGAGAGAGCUGACAGCGCCACGCUGAAACACGCGUGGAAGUCACGGAGGAGCGACGCACUCACACCAUCAUCUCUCUGCUUCUUCUAUUCCCCCUUUCUUUCUUUUGAAGAGCUUUCUUACGUUACUGGCCCGGCUACGACAGCAUUCGCUUGCCCUUUUCCUUUGUACGUACGUCCACACUCGCUCCUUUAUCAUCGCCCUAUCCUUUACCGCUCUACGCAGCCGGCUUCCACACCACGAAGGGAACAGGAACUCCCCUCCCUUCCCCUCCCCCCCCCCUCUUCUUCCCCUGCCCUGCCACUCAUCUGUUGCACGCUUACCACAGGUUUUAUCCAUUUCUUUUCUUUCUGUUCUUCUAAAUCGUUCUCAACAUGUCCGUCCUCACGAGCAACGCUGCCGGCGCCCGCAGCACCUUCGACGCCUCGCUCGUCAAAGGUGAGUUCAAUCAAUACUGGUACUCGCAAAACACCAUCGACGCCUUGGUGCACGAGGUGGCCCACCACGCGACGGCCUGCGCCUUCCUGUCGACCCCAUCCCUCUUCUUCGCUCUGGACAGGCGGCGCGGCGAUGAAAGCACUGAGGAGGAGACGCGCCUGCUCGAGCUGCGACGGCGGAGUCGACUGUUUGAGUACGACGCACAGUGGGCGAGCGAUGCGUGCUACGUGGUGUACGACUUCCACCAGCCAGAGCAGGUGCCGAUCCAGUACAUGGCUGCCUUCGACUACGUCGUGGCGGACCCUCCCUUCAUCACCCGCGACGUGUGGGAGCGCUACGCGGCGACGGUGAAGCUGCUGCUAAAGGAGGGCGGGAAAUUGCUCUUCACCACCGUGCUAGAGAACCACACGACGCUGGAGAACUUGAUGGACCGCCCGCUCUUCAUCGCGGCAUUCUACCCGCUGGUCGAGCACCUCACGUACCAGUACGUGUGCUUCCUUUCCUACGAGCCGACCGUGCUGUCGCGGCCGAACCCAGAGGUGCAGGAGACCGAUCCCAAGACGAUCGCUGCGAUUCGAAUGGCGAACGACCUGCGCUCGUCGGAGAAGGAGUUCGCCUUGCAGAUGGCGACGCGGAGGCGCGAGGGCGAGACGCGGCUGCCGACCGCUGCCUACGAGCGCGAUGUGCAGCUGGCACAGGACCCGCUGCUGCGACAACAAGCAGAGGCGGAGCAGCGGCAGGGCGUGGACUGGGACUCCAUCCCUAUUGAAAAAAUGGAGUGGGGUCACAUCCCUGAGGGAUUGACGAUGUACCCGGAGGGCAACGUGCCGCAUCCCUCCGCACUGGCAGACGAUAACGCCGUCGCGGAUGCCGCCGCUGUAGGCGCAGCACCCAAGUCAUUUGGAGCGGCGUACGACGCGUGUGUGGCGCUGCGCACCGAUCUGGACACGUUUAAAGGUUUUAUCGACACGAUGCAACGACACAUGGACUCCCAGAUGAAGCUGCGGCGGCAGCGCGUAAAGCUGACGAAGGAACGGACGGCGCUGAAGGAGGCGCAGCAGCAGCAGCAGCAAGGACAGGGCACCAACGCGGUAGUCAGCAGCGGCAGUAACAGCGUCGCGGAGGACGGUGCGGUGGUGUCGGCGUUGGAUGCGCAGAUCGCCGAGGUGAGCGCCGCCAUCAUCGCCAACGAGGCGGACCGGACAGCGAAGGUGGACGCCAUGGCGCUGCUGGCCGGCCGCAUUGAGCAGGGAGAGCACACCCUGACUUCACUGACGGCACCACCGUCGUCAUCGUCGUCUACCACGAUCGAGAAGGAGGUGCCCUACGCGGCCGCCAUGACCGACUGCAUCGCUGCCUAUCGCACCGUGGAGGCGAAGAAGGUGCCGCUGCAGGAGCUGGCGGCCGAUGCAACGGGCCGCUUCAAGUUCCCCAUCUUCGCGCGCAUGAAGGAGCUCCUGCAGCGCAUCAAGGAGCUGAAGCAGCAGCAGCAGCAGCAGUGA